Ipomoea nil (Japanese morning glory) is the source of this 1611-nucleotide messenger RNA. RefSeq lists its product as uncharacterized. The transcript is spliced from 8 exons. The record is from RefSeq and is a predicted model, not a curated record. Bases 154 to 1344 code for a protein of 396 amino acids. NCBI's taxonomy places the organism in Eukaryota, Viridiplantae, Streptophyta, Magnoliopsida, Solanales, Convolvulaceae.
CUAUCGUAAUCCAAACGGAGGAGGACGUGGCAUCUUUCACAUCUGUUGUUUUUUCUGUUUUCUCUUUCUCUUCUUCCACCUCCACCACCAAUCAACCACCCCCAUACUUUCACACCACACUGCUACCUUCCCUCUCUCAAGAUCCAGGCGGCAAUGGCUUCCACUCUCCACGCCACCCAUGCGCUCAAACUCAGUAACACUCACUAUCACAAACAUUCCGCCUCCUCUGUAUCUUUCUUGUCUUGGCGGCGUGCGUUAGCCACCACUGACGAUGCCCCACUUUUCCCUACCCAUUCUACUACUACCAGCGUUAGAGGCAGAAAUUAUAGGGUACCAAGAAUUGUAUGCAAUGCUCAGGCUGUGAAUUUGGCUCCGGGCACCCCCGUCCGCCCAACCAGCAUACUGGUGGUCGGCGCCACCGGCACCCUGGGAAGACAGGUCGUCAGGAGAGCUCUGGACGAGGGCUAUGACGUAAGGUGCCUCGUUAGACCUAGGCCUGCUCCUGCUGACUUUCUCCGUGAUUGGGGUGCCACUGUUGUAAAUGCAGACUUGAGCAAACCUGAGACAAUACCAGCUACAUUGGUUGGGAUCCAUACAGUUAUCGACUGUGCUACCGGGCGUCCUGAGGAGCCCAUCAAAACUGUAGAUUGGGAAGGAAAAGUUGCUCUAAUACAAUGUGCAAAAGCAAUGGGCAUUCAGAAGUUUAUUUUUUACUCCAUUCACAAUUGUGACAAGCAUCCAGAAGUUCCUCUCAUGGAGAUCAAGUACUGUACAGAGAAGUUUCUUCGAGAUUCUGGUCUGAACCACAUUAUAAUCAGAUUAUGCGGUUUCAUGCAGGGCUUGAUUGGACAAUAUGCAGUACCUAUAUUAGAAGAGAAAUCUGUGUGGGGAACCGAUGCUCCUACUCGAAUAGCAUACAUGGACACCCAAGAUAUUGCUCGAUUGACAUUCAUAGCUUUGCGCAACGAGAAUAUCAACGGAAAGCUUUUAACCUUUGCCGGGCCCCGAGCAUGGACAACCCAAGAGGUGAUAACAUUGUGUGAGAGGCUUGCUGGGCAAGAUGCGAAUGUGACUACAGUUCCUGUUUCAAUUUUGCGUUUGACACGCCAGCUGACUCGUUUGUUUGAGUGGACAAAUGACGUGGCUGACAGAUUGGCAUUUUCAGAGGUUUUGACAAGCGAUAUUGUUUUUUCUGUUCCAAUGGCGGAGACGUAUAGUACUCUGGGUGUGGAAGCAAAAGAUGUAAUUACACUAGAGAAAUACCUACAGGAUUAUUUUACAAACAUAUUGAAGAAGUUGAAGGACAUUAAAGCACAAUCCAAGCAGACAGACAUUUACUUCUGAGAAGAUGAUGAUGAUGAUCCAGUAUAGUAUUAUAAUUGUAAAUGACGAGAUUUACUUCCUUCCAAGUUUGAGCCUUUUAAUUUCAUCUGCUGCUAUAUAUAUAUACUUGAUUGUUUUCAAGCUAAGUAUAGUUUUUAGUUUGGGGAUUGUAUUGUUAACUUAACUAACUCAAAGUUGAGUAAUAAUAUUAAACAUACAAAGCGCGAGUACGUGUAGUGCCAGAUGAAAGAUCCAAUUGGAAUGGAAGUUGGUUGAAUGUUACAUCUA